Molecule: messenger RNA, 1664 nt
Organism: Branchiostoma belcheri (Belcher's lancelet)
Lineage: Eukaryota; Metazoa; Chordata; Leptocardii; Amphioxiformes; Branchiostomatidae
Product: helix-loop-helix protein 2-like
Exons: 2
Coding region: 310-798 (162 amino acids)
Biological process (GO): regulation of transcription by RNA polymerase II
Molecular function (GO): RNA polymerase II cis-regulatory region sequence-specific DNA binding; DNA-binding transcription factor activity, RNA polymerase II-specific; protein dimerization activity
Source: RefSeq, a predicted model, not a curated record
UGUUCUAGAGCUCUUCAUAAAGGCCGGAGUAGCCGCCAGAGGUCCAGUCAUUCCCAGUGAGGACCUCACAGAGGAAGGUUGACUUGUCCACGAGAGAGGGGAGAGAGAAGGUCUCGGCACACACACGGUACACGGUUCUAACCUCGUACGUACAACCUUCUCCACUCCAUCAACCGGCCUGGCAUCGGCUUACCGCGACCCAAGCUGGAUAUAUUGGUCCUUCCUACCACUGAGGUUUCUACCUCGCCGUAUUCACGGGUGAACCAGGUGCAUGGGACACUAGGAGAGCUGUACGUCCCGACCGUCCCGAUGUUGGACACUCUACAGCGCACCUCCACGCAAACCCAGCCGCCGGGGAUGGUGGUGACGGGAGAGACGACCAUCGCGCAGGGCUCGCCGAGAAGCUGCGGCUCCACCAGCCCUACCUCCAGCUGCAGCUCCGUCGACGCCGUGCACAAGUCCUUCGAGGUGACGGAUUUGAACGGCUCCUCGUUCCCCGUCAGACCCACCGAAGAGUCGGCGAGGGAAGCGGAGGACACCGCCGCCAGGAGAAACAAGGACCCGUCUCUGCAGGGCUUGAGUCGAGAGGAGCGGCGGCGGCGGCGGAGAGCGACCGCCAAGUACCGCACGGCGCACGCCACGAGAGAGCGCAUCAGAGUCGAAGCCUUCAACGUCGCCUUUGCCGAGCUCCGAAAACUCCUCCCCACCCUUCCCCCAGACAAAAAACUCUCCAAAAUAGAAAUCCUCCGGCUAGCUAUCUGUUAUAUAUCCUACCUCAACCAUGUAUUGGACGUGUGAAAGACUCGGUACAGAGAGGUGUAUAGAAAGACUUGCCCAGCCCCAGACUGCGCUGUGCGUACGAAGGAAAACUCCAGGCAAGCCCAACUGUCUCCAAAUAUCACGCCAAACCGCCAGACCUCCGUAAGUUGCCAAUGAUGAGUACGGCUAUUUUUAUGAGUGAGAUACUGAGGGACACAUUCUCUGUAAAUACAUAUUAUAUUUAUUCUGUGUCCGUAACUUAAAACAAUGACAACGCUAGACUCUGUAAUAUAUAUCGUCAAUUCCUGGGUAGAGGCGCCAAGUUUCCAUGUGCUUACAAUCAUAUGUUUGCAAGUAUAUUUUGAGACUUAGUACAUCAAUGUAGUCAAGUUGGCCAAGAGGCCGCGAUGUCCAAAGAAAUACCCCAUGCACGCAUUGACUGCGUCCUUUAGAUGAAAAAAAUCGUCUGUUUUAAGAUGUGUUGUUGAAAAAGCAAGUGACAAUGAUGAAACAAACAAGAAUUGCUCCGACAAUGAUUGCUGACGAUUAGCAAUUUUAGGUCAUGCUUCUAGGCGUAGACAGGAUGUUUUCAUUUCAUUACUCUUUUAGUAUGAAAGACAAUUUUCUUGAAAGAAAAGCCUAAGAGACAACCAAAUGCCAUAUCUCUCCACAGUAGUAGCCUUGAUCUACAGACUUCUAAAGCUUCGCUGUACAGAGUGAAAAUGAAAGAUAAUAUGCUGUACAGUCUAGCCACGUCGUAAUGUUGUGUCGAGGCUAUGGGUGCGAGUGGAGCCAAAGAAAUGAAGCUUUAUAUAAUAUAUCAUUGAAUGUUGUCGUGAUAUUUGUUGUGGAAUGUGUUGUUCUGUGUGAAAUCGCAAUACUUUUUGACAUGAUCAGAUGAUAUU